This is a messenger RNA of Paecilomyces variotii, 1180 nucleotides long. RefSeq names its product DNA-directed RNA polymerase III, subunit Rpc31. The coding region runs from base 151 to 897 and encodes 248 amino acids. The transcript has 3 exons. The record is from RefSeq and is a predicted model, not a curated record. Gene Ontology annotation, biological process: transcription by RNA polymerase III. NCBI's taxonomy places the organism in Eukaryota, Fungi, Ascomycota, Eurotiomycetes, Eurotiales, Thermoascaceae. Gene Ontology annotation, cellular component: RNA polymerase III complex.
AAUGGCUUCUUAAAGAAACAACUAAAACUUCAGUUCUUUGUUCAUUGCCGCGCAUAUGUUGGGUCCAAGAAAGACCGCAUAAUCACCCCUGUCUCUCCGAUCAGCUCCCGUGACCUCCCUAGCACAUUGGUGACACGCGGCCGAUAAACCAUGUCACGAUUCGGCGCAAAGAAGGGCAAGAAGCUCCCAGGUGCGGAGUUCACCUGGGAUACAGAGCCUGGCGGUCAACCGGACACUGCUCCUACGCCUCUUUUUCCAAAAUACACAGUUCCCCUUGCGAGAAUGCUCUCCGCUCGGGAACAGUCACAGGUCAACCUAUAUCGGGAGUUGAGAGAACGAUUCCAUGAAGGCCCGUAUUACAGCGUUCUCGGUGGAUCAGGCACAGCAGCAAAGAAGGGCAGCGCUGCUCGUGUGCACUUUGACCCUUUCCAUGGGAUGCCUUCCUAUUCGGAGAAAUACCAGAAGAAGAAGCGGACGCUUCCAAGGCUACAGGGAAGACCUUAUGUCCUGAAGUUCUUCCCACGAGAGCUCUGGCAGACUAUUCAGCCCAGCUAUAAACCAGAGGGCGGUCUUGAUGCUUCACAACGCAUUGGUCUCAAGCGUGGCUUUGAGGAUGAGGAGGAUGACGAAGAGGAAAUUUCAAAGCGCCGCAAGGCCGACGAUGAUGAAGAUGAGACCGAGGAGCGCAGACAGGCGCAUGAUGAAGAUGAGGAAGGCAAUGACCUCGAUGAAGAUGAGGAGAGGGAAGAAGAGAUCGUUGAUGAUGAUUUCUCUGAGGAUGAUGAUGAAAUGGGUGGAGAUUACAACGCAGAACAAUACUUCGAUGGUGGAGAAGACGAAGGUGAUGGUGAUGGUUUCGCAGAUGGAGGCGGUGGUGGUGAUGAGGACACAUAUUAAGCCGACUAUCUCUUUAAGAUACCCCUCUUGUUAUCUUUUCUUUCUUGUUCAACAGCGAAUCGCAUGGUCUGGCUCUGGAAAGGCGUUGCGAGUGUUAAAAUGCUGUUUUGCCCAAAUGGCUGCACACGGCGCAGUGCAGUUAACUACCUACAACAAGCACAUGGUUAAUCUCUUUCUUUGGCAUAGUAUAAAAAAAAUGGAGCGUUUGCAUAUUACAUUCUACUCUAUCGUAUAAAGAUCAUAUAGGUUUCGUUGGUGAUGGAUAGCAGCAAAUAUAUAUAUA